UUGAUUUUUAACCCCGGGGCGCAAACAGUGGUUUAAACGAAGGCAAGAAUGGCGGCGAAGCGGUGCUUGGUGCUGUUCGACCUCGGCGGGGUCCUUUUCGGGUCCGGCGCGCAAGGUUUCCUCCGGAGCUUCCAAUCGCGGGGCAUUUCCGGUGAUUUCUUCCUCAAAGCCAUCUCCCAGGGAGGAGUCAAUGCACCGUUCUCCAGAGCGAUGGUCGGUCAGAUUGGCCUAACCCAGCUUAUUUCUGAGCUUGAAGAAGACUUCAAGAAAAUGGCGACCACUUCAGAGACCCCCCUUCCGGAGACGUUUUCAAUGGGCCAGAUCUUCCAAGAACUGUUUGCGCAAGAAGUCUUCAGCAUCCCUUUUCUGAAAGCAGCCCUGACCCUCAAGAACAAUGGUUUCAAGAUUGCUGUCCUGACCAACAACUGGCUCGAUGACUCCCCCAACAGACUGCACACGGGGCUGGUCCUUUGCCUGCUGCGCAGAUACUUUGACCAAGUGAUUGAGUCCUGCCGGGUCGGACUGCAGAAACCAGACCCCAAGAUAUAUGAAUAUACCCUGAAGGAGCUGAAAGCAAAGCCCGAGGAGAUUAUUUUCUUGGAUGACAUUGGUGCAAACCUGGUCCCUGCAAAGCAGAUGGGGAUGGCCACCAUCCUGGUGCAAAGUGAAGAAGCUGCGCUGAAGGAGCUGCAGGAUCUGACCGGCGUUCAGCUUCUCAACCAAGAAGAAAUCCUUCCAUUGCCAUGCGAACCAGAGAAUGUGGCCCACGGCUACGUGACCAUCAAGCCUCACACUCAGCUGCACUUUGUGGAGAUGGGCAGCGGUCCAGUGAUUUGCCUCUGCCACGGCUUCCCCGAGUCAUGGCUUUCUUGGCGGUUUCAGAUUCCCGCACUGGUUGAUGCUGGUUUCCGUGUGAUCGCUUUGGAAAUGAAAGGCUACGGCGAUUCCACAGCUCCGCCAGAUAUAAAAGAAUACUCCCAGGAAGAAAUAUGCAAGGAUUUGGUGACAUUCUUGGACAAAAUGGGCAUUUCCCAGGCCACCUUUGUCGGCCAUGACUGGGCUGGUGCCACCAUCUGGAGCAUGGCUCUCUUCUACCCUGAGCGAGUCAAGGCAGUGGCCAGUCUGAACACACCUUACAAGCCUGCAAACCCCAAAGAAGACAUUAUGAAGCGGAUCAAAGCCAACCCCAUAUUUGAUUAUCAGCUCUAUUUCCAGGAGCCGGGAGUUGCAGAGGCCGAACUGGAAAAGGACUUGAGCAGGUUCCUGAAGGCGAUGGUGCGAUCUGCCAAGAAGGAGGACUGGAUAAAGGGAGCUUCGAUUGACUUCACCAACGUACGGAAAAGAGGAGGCCUGCUGGUGGGAGUUCCCGAAGACCCUCCUCCAAGUUCUCUCCUCCCAGAGCCUGUCCUCCAAUACUUCGUCCAGCAGUUUAGAAAAUCUGGAUUAAGGGGGCCAAUCAACUGGUAUCGGAACAUGGAGGCAAACUGGCGCUGGCUUGGCUCUGCCUACGACAGGAAGAUCAGGGUUCCUGUGCUGAUGGUUACUGCCGGGAAGGACUUGGUUCUCCGUCCAGAGAUGAGCAAAGGCAUGGAAGAAAAGAUUCCAGAUUUGACCCGUGGGCACAUUGAGGACUGCGGACACUUCACACAAAUGGAGAGGCCUGCAGCUUUGAACAAAAUCCUCAUCGAUUGGCUGGAAAAGAUCUACAAGAACACUUCGCUGCAAACCGUGGCCAAGCUCUGAGCAAGACUUUGGGAUUUGAUGUUAUUCUUUGCUAAGAUUAGCUCAAUAUUGCAUCAGCUCAAUGGGGGAUUCUGGACCUUGUAGUAUCAAUGAGCUCUGAUUCUGACUCUUGGGAGACAAAUUGAACUUCUUGGGAAUCUUAGCAUCUUCUCUUAAUUUUGUUUAAGCCUUUAAGUCUCCUUCCUUUGAGGUUUGAAAGAUAAACCUCUGGAUAUUUGGUGGGAUCGCGACCUGGUGACAAUCUGAGGCAAUGAUGAUUAUUACACUAUGUAACAUAAUUUUAGUUCCUGGGCUAUAAAUGUCAUUCCUUAAAUGGUUCUAUCAUCAAAACAUGGGAAAAGUUUACUAAACUGCAAAAACUUUGUUUUUACGGGACGUCCUGCAGCACAUUUUGCUAUAGUUUCCAAUGAGAAUCUCAUUGAGUCUCAACCAAUUCGACAUACUUUGUUGCAGCCACAAAAACAAAGUUUCUGGAAUAUAACAACUACUUUCAAAGUAUCACACAAUUAAACAGGAAAUAACACUUUCAAACCAGGAACAGAACACCUUUCAAAUUGGGUUGCAUAGUUUAAUCGGGGGUGAAAUUUAGGAUUCUGAAUCUAUGAUUAAGAUUUUAAUACACAACUUUAAGAUUUUAAUACACAACCUUGCCUUACAGUCAGCAGGGAGUGUAUCUGGGGUCCCUUUAACUACAAAUGUGCCUUACUACUGAAUAGAAGCCCCUGUUUCAAGCCAUUAAGGUGCCUUAAGAUGUAUAGUUGCUUCUAAGCUGGAAAGACAAUUUGGAAAUGUUGACUUCUCAAACUUCUUCCAGGAAUUUUUCACCCAAAAUAUAAUUUUUCAUAUUGUUGGAAUUCUUGGGUGGUUGGUUGUAUUGAUGCCCUUGCUGAUACGGCUGCUUUUAUUGCUCCAAAAACUUGUAAAAAAAUCAGUAAUGAACAAAA
This is a messenger RNA of Anolis carolinensis (green anole), 2687 nucleotides long. It is a transcript of the gene ephx2, whose product is annotated as epoxide hydrolase 2. The record is from RefSeq and is a predicted model, not a curated record. Gene Ontology annotation, cellular component: peroxisome. The transcript is spliced from 19 exons. Gene Ontology annotation, molecular function: magnesium ion binding; lipid phosphatase activity. NCBI's taxonomy places the organism in Eukaryota, Metazoa, Chordata, Lepidosauria, Squamata, Anolidae. Bases 49 to 1743 code for a protein of 564 amino acids. Gene Ontology annotation, biological process: cholesterol homeostasis; phospholipid dephosphorylation.